Molecule: messenger RNA, 1389 nt
Organism: Cryptococcus amylolentus CBS 6039
Lineage: Eukaryota; Fungi; Basidiomycota; Tremellomycetes; Tremellales; Cryptococcaceae
Product: mannose-6-phosphate isomerase, class I
Exons: 5
Coding region: 1-1389 (462 amino acids)
Biological process (GO): GDP-mannose biosynthetic process; carbohydrate metabolic process
Cellular component (GO): cytosol
Molecular function (GO): zinc ion binding; mannose-6-phosphate isomerase activity
Source: RefSeq, a predicted model, not a curated record
AUGUCUUCCAGCCAGUCUUCCAGAAUUCACCGACUCACCUGUGUUCCCAACGACUACCCUUGGGGCGAAGUGGGCAAUGACAGCUUGGCCGCUCGACUAACAAAGAAUGCCUCAAAGUCCUUUAAUGUCAAGCCCGAUCAGCCCUACGCCGAGCUCUGGAUGGGCACCCAUCCCAACAACCCCGCUCACCUGUACUCUUCCCCCGAAACGCUCCUUUCCAGCUAUUUGAACGACCACCCUGAACUUUUGGGAUCUGUGAAGAAUUUCGAAACACCAUUCACUGGAGCCAAAGGAUCUGGGACAGAGGGGCAGGAAGAAGGACAUGUGUCGUUCUUGUUCAAAGUCUUGACGUGCAAGCAGGCGUUACCUCUCCAGAUCCAUCCGAACAAGGAUCUUGCGCAAAAACUCCAUAAAGAUAAUCCCGAGCAGUUCGGAGAUGUCAAUCACAAACCCGAAAUCGCGGUCUGCUUGUCGGACCGUUUCUUGGGCUUCGCCUCUUUCCGGCCUUAUGCCAAAAUCGUUUCUUUACUGCGAAACGUUCCUGAGGUCGCCCAGCUUUCAACAAGCCUCCGAUCUGCUGUCGAUGCCUUUAUCUCAUCACCGAGCGGCAAGACGCUUCAAAAGACGUGGGGAGAGUUCUUGAAGCUAGGCGAUAGCGAAGAGGCUAUCAAAGUCUUCAGCCAGCGGGUGCUUGACCAAGGCCCCAGCGCCUUCAGUGGCGUAAACAUCGAAGAUGACGACAAGAAAAGACUGGUACGAGCGGUAGAACUUGGAAACAAGUACAAUCCUGGUGAUGGGGGUCUUUUCUCAAAAAACAACGCUCAUACAAUCAUUAGCCUAUUUUUGAAUUUGGUAGAAUUGAAGAAAGGGCAAGGGAUGUACGUCGGUGCAGACGGGCCGCACGCAUGGAUGGAAGGCGAGAUUGUGGAGCUCAUGGCCAUCUCUGACAAUGUGAUCAACGUUGGCUUCACCGGGGAUGACGCCAAAGACGAUCCUUCGCUUGUUGCAGAAAUUGUCACCUGCACGCCAAAAGCCAUCGAAGACUUGAUCCUCGACUCCCAGACCUUUUCCAAGGGCAAGAAGGGCAACACGACAGUGUACUCGGUGCCGUUUGAAGAAUUCUCAAUCAUGAAGAUUGAUGGAGAUGAAGUACUGGAGGCGCUCGACGGUGCAGGUAUCGCGGUCGUCAUCGACGGGGAAUAUACUCUCGAGGAAGAGGAAGGCGUGAAGCACGGUGGACAAGGACCGGAUGGCGAAGGUGGUCAGGGAACGGUAUGGUUUAUCGGGUCGCACACAGAGACAAAGUGGACAGCUCGAGACGGUGAGGGCGAAAUCUGGAUAGCUUUCUAUGACAAGAAGGCCCCUCACGACGAAGUUGGGCCGAAGUAA